AUGACUUAUGGGCUUGAGGAUUCAGAAAAAUGGAACUCAACGGCCCUUUUGUUAGAUAAAAACCCCCUAGACAGCGUACGAAAGAGACGUAUUGAAGCGCACAUUACAGACUCUUCAAAGUUGAGGACAUAUCAUGGAACACUCAACUCCACUAUCAGUUUCCGCAACUUACAAAACUUUCGUGACAUACAGAAAGAUCCUGCACCGGAAAAGAGUAACACAGACACAUUUCAAACGUACCAGAACAAGCAAGUUUCAUACUCAUCGAAUAGUCCAAAGCCCUCUGGAAUCACAGAUCCAGUAUCUACCAAAGACCAGUUUCGUCAAAAUUUACAAGACGGUCAAGCCCUAUUCAAUAAGUUUUUGAACACGUCUAAAGCAGAUAAUCCUCAAAAUGCUGGCUCAAAACAAAUAUCAACACCAAUCUCCAUGGAAAGUAUUCAGUAUAAAACAUUGUCCCUAAAACUAUUACGAAUGAUAUUGUCCAUGACUGUGGUCAUUUGCCUGUUUAUAAUUAAGUUAUUGACACUGAUGGUGGGUUUUUUGAAAAGCAAAACGGAGACCCGAUUUGCUCAACCAUCGAGCUUUGACGACUUACAGAAAGAAAGUGCACAAAAUGUGGCAGCGGAUAACACUCAUAUUCAAUUUCAUCAAGACUCAAAUAUCAACGCCUCGACUCCCAUAAAUCCAAACUUAAAUGUGUUCAAGAAGGCCCCAGCUAGCAUUCAUCCCAGAAAUCAAGUUCAAGCGAAAUUGCUGAAUGCUCAAUUUGGAACACCUUCAGGUAUUUCGUCACCCAUUAUAUCAGAUUUCAUAUCACCAAACGACAUGGGUACUCCCAUAGACCAUCAAAAUUUUGAAAAGAAAACGGACGCCUCGACUUUCAACUGGCAAUAUGAUGCUCCCAUUAAUCAUGCUUCUCAAACUUUUAGUGAUGGCGGAUAUGGAACCCAUUUCUAUACCUCAAAGAAGUCAAGCAAUCAAAAGAACACAGAGACAAGCUUUUUAAAGAAACUAUUUGCCAAAGACACAACAGUUUUAGAUUUGGCCCCCAUUGAUACUAAUGCAGACAGUAUGGAAAUCUGGCAACCAUCAAUUAAUAAAAGCCACGAUAAGAAGAUCAACGAUAUGUUUGAACUUACCCAACGACUUCGGGCUUCCUUAAUGGCUGAGGAACAACAAAAGAAACCACCCACUCAAGACCUGCUUUUAGAUUCUUUUUUCAAAAGAAACGAAUUACUUAUAACGAAGAGAAAUAAUUGGACGGAAGACAAUAAGUAUGAAAAGCUGGAGAAUGAUUAUGAAACUUAUCAGGCGAUUAUGCAAGAAAAGAAGAAGAGAGAAGAGCUUAUACAGUUGGAAAAGUCAUCUCUUCUUCCCUUGGUACAACCUCUCAAACUUGAAUACUUGAACUUGGUGCAGAAAUACUGGAAUUCCAAAGAUUUGACAAAGAAAAUCGUUACAGGCAUAAGCGCUGAGGUGUUUGUGAGAGAUUUAAAAACUUUGAUAAAUUCAAGAUGGAUCAAUGACAGUGUUAUUGAUUUUUAUCUAUCUUUAGUCUCUCAUAGAUCAACUCAAAGCUCCUUUUUGCCAUCUGUUUUUGCAUUCACCACACACUUUUAUACAACAUUUACAAGUCGAGGAUAUGAGAGUGUUAAGAGAUGGGCCAAAAGAAGAAAAGUUGACAUCACCAAGCUUGACUAUGUUUUUGUUCCUAUCAAUAUUUUGAAUUCCCAUUGGGCAUUGGGAGUUAUCGAUAAUAAGCGUAAGCGGUUUCAAUACUAUGACUCCUUGAAAGGGGAAGGACAAACUCCAGUUUUAAACCACUUAAGAACUUUUGCCCUGAAGGAGGCUGAAAGGAUCUACGGUGAUAAAGUACCCAUUAAUUUCCAUGAAUACCUAUUAGAUUAUAACACGAAUUCUCCUCAGCAAAAGAAUGGAUCAGAUUGUGGUGUUUUUACAUGUGCCACAGUUGAGUUUCUUUCCAGAGAGAAAGCAUUGAAAUUUUCACAAACCGAUAUGCCACUCAUACGUCAAAGAAUGGCCUACGAAAUAAUCACAGGAAAAUUGUUAGAGUGA
Molecule: messenger RNA, 2079 nt
Organism: Komagataella phaffii GS115
Lineage: Eukaryota; Fungi; Ascomycota; Pichiomycetes; Pichiales; Pichiaceae
Product: Ubl (ubiquitin-like protein)-specific protease that cleaves Smt3p protein conjugates
Exons: 1
Coding region: 1-2079 (692 amino acids)
Biological process (GO): protein desumoylation
Cellular component (GO): nucleus
Molecular function (GO): deSUMOylase activity
Source: RefSeq, a predicted model, not a curated record